Messenger RNA from Porites lobata, 2570 nucleotides. The record is from the annotation of a GenBank genome assembly. Lineage: Eukaryota; Metazoa; Cnidaria; Anthozoa; Scleractinia; Poritidae.
UGUUACAGACUCAACACAAUAGCUAGAGAUAAUCUGUGUAAAAAUCUAGCCAGAAGACACACCAGACUGUCAGCAGCUGUCAGUAAGUUUAUACAUUUUUUACAUGUGUGAGUUCAUCAUAUGACAUUUCAAAGAAACAUACCAGAAGUUCUUAGUCAUAGCCAUUAUUAUAAUCACACAUGAUGUGGACAGGAUGCAGUGGUGCAGUUCCAUAUAAUUCCCCAACAUCUACGUCUUCCUCAUAUUCAAAACAUUUCCCAUCAGCAAUAAAUGAGCUGAAAUCCUUCUUCAGCAAUAAAAGUCAGAGAAGUUUGUUUUUGAAGCAGGUUUACCCUUAAGCAUUGAUGAUAACAAGGUACUUCAUUGCUGUGAUGCGCCUGCAAACUAGUUUUACUCUGAUCGGAUUUUCAUUAUCAAGAUUAUUGGCAUUUUAGUGUAUGACAAUUGUAAUAUAUUAAUAAGCAACCUUUUAGAAAAUGUGUACGACAAAAUUAAUAAUUUUCUGGUAAAGCUUAAAGGCAUUUUGUUUUUUCGUUUAGAUGGCUCAUCACUGAAUAAUGUGCCUUUAAUGUUGCAUGACAAAGUUUAUUUGCUCUUGAUCUCAAAGUCCAGUCAACUGCUUUCAGAGCCUCGUUCCUUAUUCCGUAAAUUAUUAUUUUAUGGGGGAACAUUAUGGCUUGGAACAAGCUUUCUAAUAAUAUUGAGAAUCAUCAGAAGCGAAGGGAACUCACAAUAAUUGUGAGUCCCCUUUGCUUCUUAUUGGUAUAAGCGAAAGUGCAAAAGAAAGAGGUACUAUUCCCCACCUCAAUCAUCUGGACAGAUAGCUUGUGUGAUCUUGUGGUUUCCAAAUGGAGAGCUUUAUUUCUGCCCAGGGGACGUUGGGGCUACCAAACAGCCCGCUGUUCACCUUGCCAAAGGAACUAGAGUCUUCUCCUCGUUUAUUAAAUGGGAUUACUUCAAAAUCUGAGAAGUGACAAUGAUGCCCUGAGAUUCUUUCCACUAUAUCCCCCUUAUGCCAGUAAUAUAUAAUUUCAAACACUGUCAUAUACUAUUAUAUAGUAUCAUUAUUAUUAUAUACUACUUAUUAAUGGAGAGUGAGGUCAUUACAGGGAAAUCUCAGACCGAGGCCUUGAUGUAUGUUGAUACAUCAAGGCGGAGGUCUGAGAUUUCCCUGUAAUGACUGAAUGGACAAGGUUAAUGAGUUAUUUAUUAUAUGGCCUUUUCGUUAUGGACCUGAGCCUGCGAUCAAUUAUUGAAACCAACAACUGGUCAGUGGAUAACUUAAAAAAACACAUCACCUCAGUGAGGUACAUACUUGUACCGUCAGGGGACACUGGUCAGUAAACACCCUUUUUGACAGCUGUCAAUUGACCUUAACAUGGAUGUCCAUAAGGAUGUCCACUAUUAAGUUAAACACAGAUGGUAUAUGCCUUGGACACCCAGCUAGUAAUGCCAGGUCAUUACGAGAAAAUAAUGCCCGUUUAUUAAAAGAAAACAGCCAAUCAGAGCGUGUGUACUAUUGUAGCCAACACAUUCUCAAGACAACUAUUGGAAUUCAUAUUCAUCUACUGCCAUGGCUAUUAGAGGAAGUCAUAAAUUAUUCUGCACUAAUUGCAAUUAUUUUUAACUCAAAUUUAGAUCAAAUCUGGUUUACUUCUGUGGCGGAUAUAAUGUGUGAAGAGGAUGAGGGAAAUGGGGAUGAUGAAAUUGCAACAGAAGUUGUAUCAGAUGAGGAUGAAAUAUUGAGAGUUUGUCAUACCCUGAAGGCCAUGUGACGAAUGUAAUCUAACAGAUUUGCAGGCAGUCGGGGGAUUUUAAACUGUAAAUGCAUCAAAAUGGCCUUGUCAUCACUCUGCAAUAACAGUGUUCUUUUGAAGAUUGAAGUUCCAGUUAUUCACAUGAAAUUAAAGUACACGUAAUGAAAUGAACCAAUCACAACUUGUAGCAAGGUGAAACUAACCAGUGAAGACUGUUGGAACAUGCAUUAAACUAAAGUUUGACUUUACUUCCAUCAUGAGUUUACUGAGCAGUACUUUUUAGACCUGUAGCACUGUUACUGUAAAAGGGGAUUGCAAGUUUUGAGUCUCAGCUAGAUGCAAACGAAAGCUGCCAAACAAUGCUUUCCUUUAGGACUUUGUAUGGUACUCUACAAAGUUUUGAUUUUGUGUUCUCUUGGAAGCAAAAUUUGACCUUUUUAUAAGUACCCUCCAAAAUAACUGGCAAAGAGGUUUCAUUUCAGUUGUCACUUCAGUUUAUCCAAGGCUAUCAGUAAAGUCCAUAAUAAAUUUCUCUCAAUUUUGUUGCGAUUUGUGAUUGGUUCAGUUACUAUUACGUAUCACUAUUACUGUGGCUUACCUGAGAACACUACUUUGGUAACAGACAGUUUUUCUUUUUUUACGUUUGGAAGCAAAGUUUAAGGCAUUAUUUUUUUAAUUCCUAUAGGUUUCGUGGUGCUUAAUCCACCUCCCCUGGUAGAAAACUGCGAGACAGAUGAUGACAGUUUGGAGGCGGUUUGUGGAGAUGAUGACGAGACAUUUUCGUGCUGUAAAGAUAAAAUACCGGGGCUCUGA